Molecule: messenger RNA, 330 nt
Organism: Soboliphyme baturini
Lineage: Eukaryota; Metazoa; Nematoda; Enoplea; Dioctophymatida; Soboliphymatidae
Source: the annotation of a GenBank genome assembly
AUGCUGAAAAGUCUUUGUGCCCUUCGGUUGUCAUCCAGACUGUUGGGUAUCCGUUUGUACGUGAAAGGUUCGUCUGCUCCGCCGACUACAGUUUCUUCUGGUGUACCUGAGCAGUUGUCAGCCGAGGAGGAAGAGGCGAUUUACCAAGAGAAUUUUCGCCGGGCGUUGGCCGAACUCAAAACCCACGACUACCCGAAGGGAACGAAGGUUGGACGCUACGUCAUGGGCGAUUAUGGACUCUAUCGUCCAAGAUACAGAAAAUUUCAAGAGAUGUACAUCGAAGCAGUGAGUUUUUUCUUGUCAGAAAAACUGUCAUCUGUAUUUUGUUAA